GUAUCUUAAAGUCUUUUAACUUCAUUCAAACUUCGAAGAUCAUAAAAUAGUUUACUGCUUCCUAAACCAAGGAAAGCAGAUGAUUUUUCAGAUGAUUGAAUGGGUUAAUGGUUUGCGUGAUUUCUAAUGCAAUCCGAGUCCAACCAUACCGAGCCAGGUAGUUUGUGAAACGUACCGGCCCAGUCUUUGGACAUUCUCCUACGUUGUCAGUAUCUGGUUCUGCUUAUUUAAAACCCCGCCUCUCUCUCUUCAAAAGAGCCAGAACUCCAAGUCCUGCAGCUUCUUCUGUGACUCUGUCCUCUCUCUCUUUCUCUCUCUCUAGCACGAACUUGAGGAACCAACUUUCCUCUCUCUUAAUUUUUGGUUGCCUCACCAGAAGCCAUGAAGAACGAAAUGGGGAGGAACUCUUCCUCCUUGAAGCUCCUCAUCCUUUUGCUCUCUCUCUUUCUCUCUGUAGGAUCAUCCGCCUUUGAGGAGGAGGAGAAGAACCAAGAGAAAGGUGCCCUUCUGUCCUUCAAGAGCAUGCUAGACGCCCACCCUCCGUUCCUCUCUGGGUGGUCGUCUUCCAUUCCUCAUUGCCAGUGGAGUGGGGUGCUCUGCUCAGAGGAAGGAAGAGUCGUAUCUCUGUCGCUUCCGUUACUGUCUCUAGGUGGAACACUCUCUCCAAACAUUUCCUCUCUUCAGCGACUACAGAACCUGAACCUCACGUGCAAUGAAUUUCGAGGGAAGGUUCCUCUAGAGAUAUGGUCUCUGAAGCAUCUGACCACGCUCGACCUCAGCCUGAACCAAUUUUCUGGCGAGCUCCCUUCGGAGGUUGGCAUGGUCACCUCUUUGGAGUCUCUGGUGCUCAACAACAAUUUGUUCGCCGGAAAAGUCCCGCUGGAAAUGGGAAACCUCCGGAGCCUCACGUAUCUCGACCUUGGCAGCAAUGCGUUCACCGGUGCCCUGCCGCCAGACCUUGGAAACCUCUCUGCCCUUGUCUAUCUCGAUGUCUCGAACAACCUCAUCUCCCGUGAGCUCUCCCCGUUGCUUCUGAAGGGUCUCAAGGCAUUAACUGUCCUGGACGUGGCAAACAACUCCUUUUCCGGCAGCAUACCUCCGGAAAUCGGCCUACUGUCGAAUCUGACGAGCCUUUCUCUCGACGCCAACAAGUUCUCCGGCUACCUUCCGGCGGAAAUUGGGAAACUGGUCAAUCUGAAGCUCUUCUCUGCGACGUCUUGCUCGCUCAGAGGCCCCUUGCCGGAGCAGAUUGCCGAUAUGGUGUCCCUGCAAAAGCUCGAUCUUUCGAACAACCCUCUGAAAUGCUCCAUCCCUAAAUCGAUAGGGAGAUUGAAGAAUCUCACUAUCUUAAAUUUAGUUUCUUCGGAACUCAACGGCUCGAUUCCUAGUGAGAUAGGAAGCUGCUUAAAUUUGAAAACUCUGUUGCUGUCUUUCAAUUCUUUGACUGGUGGAUUGCCCGGGGAGCUUGCAGAAUUGCCAAUGGUGACCUUCUCGGUCGAGAGAAACCAACUGAGUGGCGUUUUGCCUUCUUGGUUGGGAAAAUGGACGACGGUAGACGCUCUUUUACUUUCUGCUAAUAAGUUCGAGGGAGAAAUUCCUCCUGAGAUUGGAAACUGCUCCUCUCUUACCCAGCUUAGCUUGAGCCGCAAUGCUCUGACUGGGUCUAUCCCACCGGAAAUCUGUAAUGCGCAGAUGCUCAACGAGGUCGACCUCGAGAGCAAUGGUCUUUCAGGUGAUCUCGGGCAGAGGUUUGCUGAAUGCCGGAAUCUAACUCAGUUGGACUUGGUGAACAACCAGAUCACAGGAAAAAUUCCUGAAUACUUUGGUGAUCUUCCUCUGGCUGUUAUCGAUCUCGACAUGAACAAUCUCACUGGGGCGAUGCCGGAUAGUCUGUGGAACUCGCCUAGCUUGAUCGAGUUCUCAGCUGUGAACAAUCGUCUUGAAGGCCAUCUCUCGGGCCUAAUUGGAAAUGCAGUCUCACUGCAGAGGCUCGCUCUCAGUGGCAAUCGUUUGAAGGGUGUGAUACCAAAAGAGAUUGGCCGCCUUCAGUCGCUAUCUGUUCUGUCCCUGAAUUCCAAUAUGCUGGAGGGGAGAAUUCCGGCCGAGCUCAGCAACUGUUCUUCGUUAACAACCUUGGACGUCGGCAACAAUUCUCUCAACGGGACUAUUCCGGUGGAAUUAAGCAACCUUACGCAGUUGCAGUGCCUGGUUUUGUCCCAUAACCAGCUUACUGGUUUGAUCCCAGGCGAGGGCUUGAAAUUUUUUCAGCAAUUUGAUAUGCCUGACUCGAGCUUUGUUCAGCACCAUGGUGUUUUCGAUCUUUCAUGGAACAGGUUGUCCGGCCGGAUCCCUGAAGAAUUAGGCAAGUGCAAUGUGGUGGUGGACCUUCUCCUGAACAACAACAGACUUUCCGGUGAAGUUCCGAGCUCUCUGUCUAAGCUCACCAAUUUGACUACUCUGGACCUGUCGGACAAUCACCUCACCGGCUUCAUCCCGUCUGCGUUGGGGGAUGCAGUCAAUCUUCAAGGGCUAUAUUUAGCUAAUAAUGAGCUCAAUGGCGGGAUUCCUGAGAGUUUAGGGAAUGCAAUCAACUUGGUGAAGCUGAAUUUGAGUGGGAACAGACUCUCUGGUAUCAUCCCAGAGAAGCUUGGAGAACUAAAAGAUUUAACUCACCUUGAUUUGAGCAACAACAGCUUGACUGGUAUGCUUCCUUCUUCACUUUCAGGUUUGGGUAAUAUGGUUGGACUAUAUGUUCAGCAGAACCAGCUGUCCGGCCCCAUUGACGAUCUGUUCUCCAACACCAUGGUGUGGAAGGUUGAAACUGUAAAUCUGAGUUUAAAUUCUUUCAGUGGAGAAAUUCCCCGGUCUCUCGGGAAUCUUUCCUUCCUGACUUAUUUGGAUCUUCGUCGAAACAAGUUCCUCGGAGACCUACCUCCUGAGAUCGGGAACCUGUCGCAGCUAUUGUACCUCGACGUUUCACAGAACAGUCUUAGUGGUCAGAUCCCUUAUUCUCUCUGUGGUCUCUUCAGUUUGGCUUACCUAAAUCUUUCUGAUAACCGAUUGGAGGGACCUGUCCCUAGAGAUGGUAUCUGCCAGAACUUCAGCAAGGCAUCCCUUUCAGGCAACAAAGAUCUCUGUGGAGGUCUUCUGGGUUUGGCCUGUGCUGGAAGGAAGAUUGGCCAGCCAAGGAUUUUGAAUGCUUGGGGGGUAGUAGGGAUCAUCGUAGGCAGCAUUCUGGUUGUGUUGAGUUUUCUCUACGUUACGAUGAGGUUGAAAUAUAAUGGUGACAAGGGUGUCACUGCGGAGGUGGAAGAUGAGAGCAAGCUGCACCAUGCGAGUGAUCAGAACCUCUCUUUUUUCAGUAGCAGAUCAAAAGAACCGUUGAGCAUAAACAUUGCCAUGUUUGAGCAACCGCUUCUCCGGCUUACAUUGGUCGACAUUCUCCAGGCUACCAACAAUUUCUGUAAGACCAACAUCGUCGGAGAUGGAGGAUUCGGGACUGUGUACAAGGCAGUUCUACCAGAUGGAAAGAUAGUUGCCGUCAAGAAGCUCAACCAGGCGAAAACGCAAGGCCACCGUGAAUUCCUUGCAGAGAUGGAGACACUGGGGAAGGUCAAGCAUAGGAACCUCGUUCCCUUGCUUGGCUAUUGCUCUUUUGGUGAAGAAAAGCUCUUAGUCUACGAAUACAUGGUAAAUGGGAGCCUUGAUCUAUGGCUGAGAAACAGAACCGGUGCUCUAGAAGCUCUAGAUUGGCCGAAGCGCCUGAAAAUUGCACUGGGUGCUGCAAAGGGUUUGGCAUUCUUACACCAUGGGUUCAUUCCACACAUAAUUCACCGUGACAUCAAGGCAAGCAACAUCCUUCUCGACGGCGACUUCGAGCCCAAGGUCGCAGAUUUUGGCCUGGCAAGAUUGAUCAGUGCCUGUGAAACUCAUGUUAGCACUGAUAUAGCUGGAACUUUCGGCUACAUCCCACCAGAAUAUGGACAGAGUUGGAGGUCUACUACCAGAGGAGACGUCUACAGUUUUGGGGUGAUUCUGCUCGAACUGGUGACGGGAAAAGAGCCAACAGGACCAGAUUUUAAAGAGGUUGAUGGAGGGAAUCUGGCCGGCUGGGUGUUUCAGAACAUCAAGAAAGGUCAUGCUACUGAGGUUAUUGAUCCAGCCAUAACAGACGGUACGUGGAAGCAAAAAAUGCUGCAGAUGCUGGAGAUUGCCGUUUCCUGCUUAUCAGAAAACCCUGUGAAGCGCCCGACCAUGUUGCAUGUUGUAAAAUGCCUGAAAGCAAUAGAGGAUGCAAGUUCAGCUCCCCUUUCCCCUGCCCUGGUUAUGUAGAGGGCGACUGAACUUCAGUUUUUUGCUAAACGUCUGUAAAUCUCUGCAAUUCUCUUCUGAGUGAUCGUUAUCUUUUUUCUUUUUGGGUCUUCUGAUGUAAAAGUUUGAAAAAUAUAGACGUGGAGCAGUACAA
Messenger RNA from Nymphaea colorata (pocket water lily), 4465 nucleotides. RefSeq names its product leucine-rich repeat receptor protein kinase EMS1. Gene Ontology annotation, biological process: hormone-mediated signaling pathway; protein phosphorylation. Gene Ontology annotation, molecular function: protein binding; ATP binding; protein kinase activity. The transcript has a single exon. The coding region runs from base 382 to 4332 and encodes 1316 amino acids. The record is from RefSeq and is a predicted model, not a curated record. Lineage: Eukaryota; Viridiplantae; Streptophyta; Magnoliopsida; Nymphaeales; Nymphaeaceae. Gene Ontology annotation, cellular component: plasma membrane.